GUAUCAUCGCUCGCACAACUCACAAUUAUUAAAAGUUAUCUAACCACCUAUUUCUAUAUGAAGCGCCGUAUAGUGACCCCGUUCUAUUACUUUGUCAUUUAACGAAUUUUAUGGACCAUAUAAUUCGAAUAAGCUGGACCACACGUGAUUACCUCAACCAGUGUCACUCAUGGUGAAUCCCUUAAAGUGAAGCAGUAGAUUAGCUGCCUUCAACAUGCAGAAACGGUUCAUUCUCCUGCUCCUGAAUUUCGGCUCCGCUUAUUUGAAACCUCGACAGUACACCUAUGACAUUCAUAUGCUGGAAGCAAAACCAUUCUCGAAUCCGGAAUUUACAGAUUUUCGCGCUACUGUGGCAAAUGAAACGGCCAUGGAUGCAGAUGUACUCCUUAAGAAGUUUGUAUAUAAACCUUACUUCAUCCGGUCAGUCGUUCAGGUUGAACCCAAUGGAAGGAAGACGACGCUCUACAACCAUCCGUAUUUCCUUUGUGAUGGAGACAAGCACUUUAUACCCGCCUAUAUCAUAAAUUACUACCAAAAGACACUUCAAAUGAUUUUAAAGCAAGAAAUCAAAUGCCCCAUUGAACCCAAGCUUUACUCAAUCAGGGGCUUGGUUUGGAAGUCACCUUAUCUUCCUUUGAAGUUGUUUUACAAGCCAAAAAGCUAUUUCUUGGUCAAUGUAUCUGUUUUCGAAAGUAUUACGAAGUCGAAAAGCAUUUAUUUAGGGUCAUUGUUAAUGAGGAAUGAGAUAUCAAAGCGAGCAAUGUAA
Molecule: messenger RNA, 766 nt
Organism: Hermetia illucens (black soldier fly)
Lineage: Eukaryota; Metazoa; Arthropoda; Insecta; Diptera; Stratiomyidae
Exons: 2
Coding region: 215-766 (183 amino acids)
Source: RefSeq, a predicted model, not a curated record